AUGCAGGUUCACGGCGUGAGGAUUGUCUCAGUCUCCAGCUCAAUCGCUCACCCACGCCAUGUCCCGCAGGUGCUAAGACCGACGACCAAGUGCAAGUUGAUUCCCCGCCGGCUCAUUGGCCGGCGUCACAUCGGCACUCUUCACCUACCCUCUCGAGCUCAUUCGGGUUCGGUUGGCGUUCGAGACACACCAUUCGCUCGCCGAACGAUCCUCCUUGACACGGACAAUACGGCAGAUAUACCAAGCAUCCCUCAUACCUCCACCCCCUGUCGCUUCCACCUCCAAUCUCAAAACUGCCUCUGCGCCGUCAUCAACACCCUUACCCACAACACCAAUAAAAAAUCUUCGAGUCGGCGAACCUUCCUUGACACACUUUUAUCGGGGCAUUUUCCCGACCCUCUUCGGCAUCGUCCCCUACGCCGGCGUAUCCUUCCUCGUCUGGGGAUUCCUCAAAACCGACCUCGUGCCGACCAUGUUCAGCCCCAGCACGCGAGAACGCCAUCGAACGUGGAUCGACUUGGCCGCCGGAGGCAUAGCAGGUGCCCUAGGUCAGACCUCCGCUUAUCCGCUGGAUAUCAUUCGAAGGAGGAUGCAAGUCGGCCCCGUUCUACCUGGUGGUGGGGGUGCGAGACAUGGGUUUUGGGACACGGCGCGAACGAUCUAUAAAGCGCAUGGGUGGAGGGGAUACUUUGUGGGAUUGAGUAUCGGGUACCUCAAGGUCAUUUUUGCAUAUUCCUUGCACGAACGCGACGACUACGCCUCAAUUCCCCAUACCACCCAGCGUCUCUUCCUCGAGUUCGUGAUCGACGGAGACUCCCACUGAGUCGAGACCGAUCGACUCAACUACAUCCGGUUGCAUCAAAACAACGUGCGCCUCACCACGGCCCAAGGCAUCACCGACGCUGUUGCCAACGGCUUCACCCCGGAUCAAAUUGGAUGUUCGGUGAUGUUGGGCUCGACGUUCGAGAACAGCCCGCGCGAGAUCACGCAGCGUUACCAAGAUGCGAUGGCUUGCGUCGUCAAACAUGGAAAGCCUUCGCUAUUCAUCGCGGUGACGUGCAACCCCGAAUGGUUCGAGAUCAUGGCUGCACAGGGGCCGAACGACAAAGCAUGCAACCGUCCGGAUCUCAUUGCACGAGUGUUUGAAGCCAAGUUGA
Messenger RNA from Microbotryum saponariae, 1157 nucleotides. The record is from the annotation of a GenBank genome assembly. Lineage: Eukaryota; Fungi; Basidiomycota; Microbotryomycetes; Microbotryales; Microbotryaceae.